AAUUCCAAAAUGCUUGAUUUUGCCAUUUUGGCAUGAUAGGAUUACUCCCCACGCGUGGCACCGCGCGUGGCGGGAGUUCGUAUGUGAACCGUUGGAUCUAACUGGCAAAAGGAUCCGACCCGUCGGGAGUUUGCUGCUCAUCAAUUAUCAUCGAUCUUAGCUCUCUCUCUCUCUCCACAUACAGUCAUACGUUCUUCUCGUUCAUAACCAAUACUGAAGAGCAGAACAACUGAAUUUCAAACUUUCCUUCAUCUAUCGGCCGAAUAAACUUCCAAAAUGAGAAGCAGGCUGGGGCAUCGGCACCAAUCCAAGCAAUCCGGAGUUAAGGGCAUGUUUGGAAGACUAUCGUUUGCUGUAAUCGUUCUGGUGAUCUGUACUGUUUCGCUAUGGUCCACUGUAAAAAGCACCACGCGAUCCAUCUCUCGAUCCGAGAUUGAAGUUGAUGCACUUUGGGAUACAGCUGCUUCUGUUGGAUGGAGGCCAUCAUCUGCUCCGAGAUCUGAUUGGCCCCCUCCUCCAGCAGAAACUAAUGGGUACUUACGAGUUCGUUGUAAUGGUGGCCUCAAUCAGCAAAGAAGUGCGAUCUGUAAUGCUGUGCUAGCUGCUCGAAUCAUGAAUGCUACUCUUGUGCUUCCUGAACUGGAUGCAAAUUCCUUCUGGCAUGAUGACAGUGGUUUUCAUGGUGUUUAUGAUGUCGAGCAUUUUAUCAAGUCACUGAGAUAUGAUGUACGAAUAGUAGAAAGCAUUCCGGAAGUCAAGAAAAAUGGGAAGACCAAGAAGCUGAAAGCUUUUCAGAUACGGCCUCCUAGAGAUGCUUCCAUCAGUUGGUAUACAACAGAUGCUUUAGCAAAGAUGAAAGAGCAUGGUGCUAUUUAUCUUACACCAUUCUCACAUCGUUUGGCAGAAGAGAUCGAUAACCCUGAGUACCAGCGCCUAAGGUGUAGAGUGAAUUAUCAUGCCUUACGGUUUAAGCCUCACAUUAUGGAGCUCAGCAACUCAAUUGUGAAUAGACUCCGUGCACAAGGUCAUUUCAUGGCCAUACAUCUUCGAUUUGAGAUGGAUAUGCUGUCAUUUGCUGGGUGUUUCGAUAUUUUUACUCCUGCAGAACAAAAGGUCCUGAAGAAAUACAGGGAGGAAAAUUUUGCACCAAAAAAACUUGUUUACAGUGAGAGAAGGGCGAUUGGAAAAUGUCCUCUAACUCCAGAAGAGGUUGGUCUGAUCUUGCGAUCUAUGGGUUUUGACAACUCGACCAGAAUAUUCCUUGCAGCUGGCGAACUUUUUGGUGGUGAACGGUUUAUGAAGCCUUUCCGGUCUUUGUUCCCUCGCCUUGAGAACCACAUUUCAUUAGACACCAGUGGUGAACUUGGCAAGAAUAGUCGUGGUUUGGUAGGGUCUGCUGUGGAUUAUAUGGUCUGUCUGCUCUCAGACAUAUUCAUGCCAACAUAUGAUGGGCCCAGCAACUUCGCAAAUAAUCUUCUUGGCCACCGCCUAUAUUAUGGUUUCCGUACAAACAUAAUACCUGACAGAAAAGCUCUUGCUCCUAUCUUCAUUGAAAGGGAGAAGGGGCAUACAGCUGGUUUUGAAGAAUCUGUUAGGCGCGUAAUGCAAAACACGAACUUUGGCGGGCCUCACAAGCGGGUCCAGCCUGAGUCAUUUUACACGAAUUCAUGGCCAGAGUGCUUUUGUCAGAUGUCAGCAGCCAAUCCAGCCGACAAAUGUCCACCCGAUAAUGUCCUGGAUAUCUUGGACAGCCAGUUGGCUAAAGGAGGAAACGAUGAUCCAGAAUCUGCCACUUCAAACUCAACAUCCGUCGUUGGAAAGUAGGAUCUAAUUAGGACAAGUCCAUAAUCCCUAGAGCUAUAUCAUGACGCCAAAAUGCAGCUGUUGGUGGUAUUCUAAUUUGGCUCUGCAGCUGCAGGUACUCCAAUUCCUCUGUUACUUUUUACAUCUUAUAGAGAUCAAUACUUCAUCCGUUCACAAAAAAAUGCCACAAUUUUGUUUUCGGUUCGUCCACUACUCACCACACGUUAAAAGCGAGACCCUUACUCCAUUCUCACACCACCAACUAUUAUAUCAAGACAGAUGGCAUCCACAACGUGACAAUUUUUCGGACGGAAGAAAUACGUUGUGCGAUGCUUUCGUCUAUUGGGUGAUUGUAUCUUUGGCAUUCUUUACAUUGUUGUAGUCAAUUAGCUUCGGAAGCUCUACAUGGACUGAGCCUGUGGGUGAAGACGUGAAGUAGAGGAGGGUUCAGAGUGGUAUAUUUGGAUGUAAGCAUUUUUUACCGAAUCUGGGCAAGUGUUCAUUUAGGAUGAUUUUUUACUGGAGUUUGUGGUGCUUAUUCAAGUUUAUUCUAAUCU
Molecule: messenger RNA, 2360 nt
Organism: Salvia splendens (bonfire salvia)
Lineage: Eukaryota; Viridiplantae; Streptophyta; Magnoliopsida; Lamiales; Lamiaceae
Product: O-fucosyltransferase 1
Exons: 9
Coding region: 277-1824 (515 amino acids)
Cellular component (GO): endosome; trans-Golgi network; cytoplasm
Source: RefSeq, a predicted model, not a curated record